This is a messenger RNA of Mesocestoides corti, 408 nucleotides long. The record is from the annotation of a GenBank genome assembly. Lineage: Eukaryota; Metazoa; Platyhelminthes; Cestoda; Cyclophyllidea; Mesocestoididae.
AUGUACUACAUUAUGUGCCGUACGUGCUUUGCCAAGAAAAUCUACAACCCACACAGCAUCAAGACUGGACAGUAUACCGUCCAUUAUGGCCCGACGUCCACCCUCGGUGAUGAAGACUCACAGCAGGCAAUUGAAGCCACCUCUCGGCACUGCACCCUUCCUAUCCAGGGCACCACCAAUGCACCGCUGUUGAUUCGCAGUCAGUCUGCCAACACGCAUGGCAAGCCAACGCGUCUCCAUCAUCGCGUGCAAAAUCAGGCGUCAGCAAGUCCGCCGAUCAGUCAACACUGCAUUCACAUUCAACUGGGGCGGGUAGUCCCACUGGUGACUUGGGAGGGAGACGCAGCACGCUUUACUGAUAGUGGGCACGAAACUCGUUCAGGACUCGAACACAAUCCACACCGCUGA